UUUGCAAUGACGAUGCACAUCGCUCAGUCUUGGCCCAGGUCUCCCGGCGAGGCCGCCGCAGGCUGCCGCGGCGGGAGGAGCCCCCUCGCGGGGGCGCCCGAGCUGCCGCCGCCGGCCGGCCCUUCCCGCCACCCCGCCGGAAGUGCUCUCGCGACCCGCCGCGCCGCGGGAAGAUGGCGCAGGAGGCCGGCGACAUGGAAGACGGGCAGCUUUCCGACUCGGAUUCCGACAUGACGGUCGCACCCAGCGACAGGCCGCUGCAGGUGCCGAAAGCACUAGGUGGGGACAGCGCAGUGAGGCCCUUCCAGGAUGCUACAGCAGCGUGUGCUCCAGUAUCACAUUAUCGGACUGUUAAAAGUGUGGAUUCGAGUGAAGAGAGUUUUUCCGAUUCAGAUGAUGAUAGCUCUCUUUGGAAACGCAAGCGACAGAAAUGUUUCAACCCUCCUCCCAAACCAGAGCCUUUUCAGUUUGGCCAGAGCAGCCAGAAAGCACCUGUUGCUGGAGGAAAGAAGGUUAACAAUAUAUGGGGUGCUGUGCUGCAAGAGCAGAACCAGGAUGCAGUGGCCACUGAACUUGGUAUCUUGGGAAUGGAGGGCACUAUUGACAAAAGCAGACAAUCCGAGACCUACAAUUAUUUGCUUGCUAAGAAACUGAGGAGGGAAUCUCAAGAACAUACAAAAGAAUUAGACAAAGAACUUGAUGAAUAUAUGCAUGAUGGCAAAAAAAUGGGAUCAAAGGAAGAGGAAAAUGGGCAAGGUCAUCUUAAACGGAAACGACCCAUCAAAGACAGACUAGGGAACAGACUAGAAAUGAACUAUAAAGGCCGGUAUGAGAUCACAGAGGACGAUUCUCAAGAGAAAGUGGCUGAUGAAAUUUCUUUCAGGUUGCAGGAACCAAAGAAAGAUCUGAUAGCCCGAGUAGUGAGGAUAAUUGGGAACAAAAAGGCGAUUGAACUUUUGAUGGAAACUGCUGAAGUUGAACAAAACGGUGGCCUUUUUAUAAUGAAUGGUAGUCGAAGAAGAACACCGGGUGGAGUUUUUCUGAAUCUUCUGAAAAACACUCCUAGUAUCAGCGAGGAACAAAUUAAGGACAUUUUCUACCUUGAAAAUCAAAAGGAAUAUGAAAAUAAAAAAGCUGCUAGGAAGAGGAGAACACAGGUGUUGGGGAAAAAGAUGAAACAAGCUAUUAAAAGUCUAAAUUUUCAAGAAGAAGAUGAUACAUCACGAGAAACUUUUGCAAGUGACACAAAUGAGGCCCUGGCCUCUCUUGAUGAAUCACAGGAAGGACAUGGAGAAACAAAGUUGGAUGCAGAGGAAGCCAUUGAGGUUGAUCAUUCACACGAUUUGGACAUCUUUUAGUACAUUUUGAGGAAUAAGGCUUUCUAAAAUAACAUUGUGAUAAACCAUUUCUACUGAGAUUGCUUCAUUUUACUUUGCACUGAUAAACAUGAAAAUCUGGAGAGAAAGAACUGUUUUCUUGUUUUAAAUAAAAUUGAAUAUGUGGGGAGAUGAAUGCAAUUGAUACAAACGUGUAAAAAUCUUAUGUCUCAUAAAAUAGUGAAAAGUACAUAGUGGAGGAUUUAGUUUCUCAAUCUGUUGCAUGUGCUAAUUAUUACUAGUUGAUAAUCACUUUUGUCCAGGUCAUUAUAACAUGCCAUUCAAAAGUCUGUUUUCUUUUUCUGAUUUAUCUUUGCAGUGAAUUAUGAUUGGUUUCAAAACAUUCCAUUAAAAGAUCCUAAUAAGAUAGAUAAAUUGUUAAGCUAUUACAAAUGCAUUCAAAUUUAGGUUUUCUGUGCUCUAAGAACUCUUAGGCAGUUUUAAAAUAGGGUUAUACUGAUGGCUUUUCCCACUUAUGUCCAGAAGUAAAUAAACAUCAGAAGAUUUUCAAAGAAGCAUUGCUUCUUAACUUUAACUUUGUUUUUGACUUCUUAUUAAUUAACUUGGUCAUAUACUAAAUACUGAGUGUGAUCCAUACCUUUGUAAUUACCAUGGACAUUUAAAAAGUUCCCAGUGAAGGCCUGCCUAAGACUGUCUUACCCUAUGUUAAGGACGUUAGGUAUUAAAAAUGUCACAUGUGCAUGAAGUUUUAAAUUAUGCAUUUUUAUUGAAGGAAAUAAAAGUAGUUUACUUAAGAUGUUCCAAGAGUUGACUGUAGUUUAUAAAAUAGAUUAAGAAAAAAUAUGUAGGAAGCAAUUAUAAACUAUUCUUUGCAGACAAUGUGCUUGAAAUCUUUCAGUAGUUCCUGAAAUGGCAUUGAAGUUGGAUCUAAGUGGGAAAAGAAGAGGAAAAUGGUUAUUGGUUGCUUUUUAUUCAUAAAGAAUGCAAAAAUAAAAUUAGAGUUUUGGCAGUC
Molecule: messenger RNA, 2349 nt
Organism: Ceratotherium simum simum (southern white rhinoceros)
Lineage: Eukaryota; Metazoa; Chordata; Mammalia; Perissodactyla; Rhinocerotidae
Gene: PHAX
Product: phosphorylated adaptor for RNA export
Biological process (GO): snRNA export from nucleus
Cellular component (GO): nucleus
Source: RefSeq, a predicted model, not a curated record